AUGGUGAGAGAGGCGAAUGAUCCGGUCAUUUGUGUCUCAGAGGAUUCCAAAUCUACGAGGUUCAGCGAAGUUGAUUUAAGAAGGGCAGUUUAUGAUGCGAUCGUACAGUUGUCAGAAGUCGUCUCAGAAAGGGUGCUGAAAAUGCAGCUUCCUUUUCUUCAUUGCACCGCUUGGGAUGAAGUUAUUGAGGAGCGUUUUAUUGGAACUCCCCAUCUAUGUGGAUUUCCGACAUGCACCAAAGUAGUCAAAAUGCGUAAGAAGAAGCAAAGAUAUCACAUAGACAGGCAAGCACGGAAGAUUUAUGAGAAUCGAAUAGAGAGUGAUAUGUACUGUUCGCGUCGUUGCAUGCUUCGGUCAGCUGCCGUACGAGCACAACUAGCUGACGAGCCCUUGUGGUUAACGGGUAAUAUUCAAAAAAGGAUAAGUUCGCCGUACUCUAUCGAAAGUGUGCUCGAAGUUAACGAUAUUAUCUCGAAAAACGCUAAGAUUGAAAUUGUGCGUGCUGUUCAGGAAAAGCUUAGCGACUUAAGAGUCAGAGAAGCAGAUUCAUCGACAGCUUCUGAAGCUGAGGCGGAAGAGGAGUCUGAAACGGAUGUAGAAGGAUAUCUCGACAAUGUGAUCGACACCAUUGGUGUAAAAGAAGAUUGUACAAAUGAGAUAGAUCACGAAACAAGUCCGUGUAAACCCUCUCCUAGUGGAAGCAGUGACAUUGACUUAGAGGUGAAAGCUACUAGAAUUACGCGGGACGUUAUCCAUUCCUCGAAUCCGAAGGUGGUAAAUGAAACUAAUGUUCCACUUCGAAACCUAAGACUUCCGGAUCCACAAAUGUCUGCGGGACAUUCAUUUACACACGCUGAACUGGAGAAGCUUUCGCGAUUAAGAUCAAAAUACUCGGAACGUCCUUCCAAGAAGCCCAUUAUUAUUGAUCCCUUGCCUGAGAGUGCUCACGUUACUGCUGAAGAGAAGCAUGGUCAACAAAAACAAAGAGGACUAGCCACUGAUCCAGUAACAGUUUGUUCAGAUGUUGCGAAAACUGUUGAACAUGUUGAGAUGUUGUUCAGAUUAGCAGCAUAUCAGCGGGAAGUAAACUGCACUUUUUCGGAGUUCAAUUGGCUCUCUCGACUAGCUGCAACAUUUAAGUUGGAGUCGGAUACGAUUACUAAUUUCGAUAAAGAUAUGCUGAGACUUAUCUGCGCUGUAUUAUUGAAAUUAAUCGCAAUGUUGGACAGCGUUGUUGAGGAUUCUUUGUUUCCUAAAAAUCAAGCAUCGGACAAAUUCAUACGUUCGUUGGCCAAAAUGGGAAUCGACAUCAAUGUUUUUAAUACCAUGGUUUCGAAAAUUAUUGGUGAUUUGGAAGAAAUACCCGGUGUCGAUACUUCAAAAUUAGGUGUAUGA
This is a messenger RNA of Angiostrongylus costaricensis, 1395 nucleotides long. The record is from the annotation of a GenBank genome assembly. Lineage: Eukaryota; Metazoa; Nematoda; Chromadorea; Rhabditida; Metastrongylidae.